CCUUUAAGAUUAAUUUUGAUAAUAAAAUUGGAUUUCAGUUAAAGUUUUAAUUGUUUUCCCCCUGAAUCCUCCAAUGUGAUUUUUUUCACGCCAUUAGUAAUGGUCCUAAGAUUCUAAAAGUGCUAAUUUAACUUUCAGAUUUUGUCAGAUGUGUACGUUAUGCCCAAUAUACUGAAGUGACUUCGCUGCAAUUUUGUCAGUUCUAUGGUGCUAGUUCUAUGUUUUUGUUGUUAGGGAUUGAUAAGGAUGUAAUUGAGGGGUGUUCAAUAAUGUUGCAAGCAUUGUCCUCUGGGUAUAAUAUUUAUGUCGAAAAAUUUAAGUCCUUUGCACUGGAAACUGCUAAAGAGUUAACAAAUUUAUAUCCAUGGCACUAUCUUCCAGGUUUCCACUAAAUCAUGCCCGAAAAAAUUCUCGUGUUUCAACAAACACAGAUCUUAUUAACCGUCUUCUUCUGAGCUCUGACCCUUUUAUAAUGGGACAGCGAACGUUACCAAACAAUAACCAGUAAAGAAAGUCUUAAAGUCGAGCGGGGCCGACUUCAUGAUACCCUACACCACUUUGCAUAUUUAGUAGAGCGUCACAUAAUAAAUAAAGGUUUUAAUGGGGAAUUUGUGAGAAUUAAAUCAUACCAACAAUGAUUAUAGUAAUAAUCAAAAGUCCAAAAGAACUAAUAUAUGGGAGGAAUAUCCUCAUCUGAAUCGAUUUCUAUUAAAUUUGUCGAGGCGUUUACGCCUUUUUCAAUUCGGGCUUGUAUUAUCCAUUUGGUGCACAAUUAACUUGAAAUCGGAUAGAUAUAUAUGAGAGCUAUAUCUAAAUUUGAUUUGGGCUAAUAUUACACGUUUGGUGCACAAUAAAAGGCAAAUCGGACGAAGAUAUAUAUUUGAGCCAUGUCCAAAUAUUAACAGAUCUCGAUAAAAUUUAGAAAGGGUAUUUCUGAGUUAUAUUUGAUAUAUUUCCCCAAAUAUCGUUGUCACAGAGUGCAUAUUACGGCUGCGGAGGACAAAAAUAACAAAUUGGAUGAACAAUAUAUAUGGGAGCUAUAUACAUAUCUGAACCGAUUUCGAUCAAAUUUGGCAUACUUAUUUUUUGAGGUCCCAUCUGGUCGUACGUAUAUUCCAUACUAUUUGGGCUGAUAUUACAAGUUUGGUGCACAAUAUAAGGCAAAUUGGAUGAAUAUAUAUGGGAGCUAUACCUACAUUUUGACCGGUUAUAUCCAAUUUCAAUAGGGCCUUAAGUCAAACUAAUUAUUUGUGCAAAAUGUAUCUUUGAUUUAAUUUUACAAUUAAUUGUUAUUUUAUUUUGUUUACAAAAAAAUAAUCAAAUUUGGACUUGAUUUGUAUAAAAAAUGCUUCUAUUUCUGGAGGUACCUUACAAGGGACUCUACCUGAUGGCGGGCUGUUCCAAAUAAUUUUCAAUAAGAUUAUUUUUUAGCUCUUUAGAACGUAAAAUGUCAAAUAACAUUACAAUCUGGUGUAUAAAUGUGACAAGAAUUGGGCAAAUAACCCUUAUUCGGGAGGUACGUUAUAUGGGGACCAUGCCAAAACAUGCAUCGACCAUAUCCAUUUUGUCACAUUUUUUAUAUUUAUCCCAUCAAGGUACUAUAACCAAAGAUUCAUAUUGAUAUCUGCACUGAAAGUAUUUUUGGCCGCUGUUCCCAUACGACCUCGACCACUGUGCAAUGGGAAGAUGUAAUCGUCCCAGGAGGAUACUGUUUCUUUGUAUGAAAAAUCCAUUUCACAUACAUAUUUUUCAGUUAAAAACACAAUUUGGAAAUUCUGUGAACCUAGGGUUGAAGGCGAAAGAAUAAAAGAAAAAAAGAAUGCAUUCGGAAUGGAUUUUCCUUCAUCCGAAACAGGACCUUAGGUCAAAACUUUUUAAUUAUUAUUUUUUAAUUUCAAUAGAGAUUUGUGGACGAAUUUAAUUUAUCCAUUUAUUUUAAUGAAAUAAUAUUCUCAUCAUUAACGGAACGAAUGGACUUUCGAAAUGCUCGUGCACGUCAACCUGAAAUUGUUCGCUCCGUGCAAAAAGAUGCAAAAUAUUCAAGCGAGCUUUCUGAAGAUUUGUCCGAUAUAUUACGGCUGACAGGUCCAAGGAACUGGAUUAAGUACAAUUCAUUAACAAAGCUGUUAGCGGAGAUAUCGUACCAUGGAUUCGCAUCGUUGAAUAACCUUCAAACUCUUGGUGAAGAGUACACUGGAAUAAUACAGGUCGAUUCCGUAUAUAAACAAAUACCUUCCAGACUGCUACAACUCUCAGCAAUAAUUUUGGAAUUCGGUGGCGAUGCAUUGUAUCUAAAAGUACUGCAGAAACUAGGAAAAUAUGUCGAAGAACACGAAGACAUUGUGCCAGAAGCGAAGAAGAAGAUUAAAGCGCUUAUAUUGUUUAUGCAGGUUUCUCCAUCAUAUAUAAAAGCGUUGCACAAGUCACUCUUUUAUUUACGUUCCGAUAAGUACCAAAUAUCCAAACGCCUUACUGGUAUUAACUAUGUACUUAUCCGCCACUGGGUACAACCUGAAUUUUCUCUUUACGGCUACAAAAUAUUGGGAAUUGUGACUUUUAUGCAAGUAACUUUUUCUGCUGCCUUAGCUGCCUUUGACACAUGGAAGGAACACAAAAGAAAACAGUAUGAGUUGUCCAAGUCAAUGAAACAUUUUGUACGCAAAGAAUUUCAUACCAAAGCUAACGAAAGUCGCGAUGCUCCACAGUGUAUUUUAUGUUUAGAACCUCGUAUGGCACCCAGUCUAACACCAUGUGGCCAUUUAUUUUGCUGGAACUGCAUUUUAGAUUGGUUGGAUGAAAGAGACGAAUGUCCACUUUGCCGAGAAACGUUAAAAAAAUCACAAGUAAUACAGUUACAAAAUUAUUCGUAACGUCGUUAUAUAACAAUUUUCCAAUAAAGUAUUACAAUCUUGAGUGGAUGUUUUCAAAUUUA
This is a messenger RNA of Musca domestica (house fly), 2932 nucleotides long. It is a transcript of the gene Pex10, whose product is annotated as peroxisome biogenesis factor 10. Gene Ontology annotation, molecular function: zinc ion binding. The record is from RefSeq and is a predicted model, not a curated record. Gene Ontology annotation, cellular component: peroxisomal membrane. The transcript has 2 exons. Gene Ontology annotation, biological process: protein import into peroxisome matrix. Bases 1971 to 2870 code for a protein of 299 amino acids. Lineage: Eukaryota; Metazoa; Arthropoda; Insecta; Diptera; Muscidae.